Messenger RNA from Pisolithus orientalis, 1068 nucleotides. RefSeq lists its product as uncharacterized. The record is from RefSeq and is a predicted model, not a curated record. The transcript has 2 exons. NCBI's taxonomy places the organism in Eukaryota, Fungi, Basidiomycota, Agaricomycetes, Boletales, Pisolithaceae. Bases 1 to 810 code for a protein of 269 amino acids.
AUGAAGGUCUUACCUAGGCUACUGUUCAUCACGGCAACAGAACCUACGUUUCUAAACAGCGUGGGUGUUGAACUCAAGCGGGUCCAGUUGGGUUUCACCCCUACUAUCGCUUGUCCGGUUUUGGAUCUUGAUGAUAGGCGCCUACUGAGGGAGACUCAAGGCUCACAGAGCUUCCCCAUAGCGCCAGGGCGAUCUCUGGGAGAUAUCAGCUGUUCUGCAGCAAGUCUUCGCUUUUCGUGUUGGGUUCAUCAUCGAGCUGGCAUGCCAGUGAGAGAAGGGUGUGCGGAGGGAGAGAUAAGAUUGUUUGGCGCCGCACCUGCCGUCGUCGUGCUGAGCGCUGAACCUUCACCUGCUAAUUCACACUUUGGUUCUGUCCCAGUGUCUGUGGGACGCAAAAUGUAUAGACCAUUUGAGACGCGAACACAAUUUCUGAUUUCCAACGCAGAGAUCGGGACCCUGUUUACCCACGAGCUGCUCGACUCAGAGAAUGAUUCGUUAAAUUUCUCCGAUAUCCGGACCUCUCUACCCAAGCUCUUUAGCGCUAGUGGGAAACGAACCGCAGAGGUGAAGAUUAUGGAGUUCGUAUUGGAUACGACUGGGACUAUGGAAGUUAGGAGGGAAGGGAUACCGCCAUCAACUACGAUGUGGAUUAUACAUGCCGGACUUUGGCAGAACGAGUACCCGUUGUCCAUGCUGCGACUCGUAGGACAUUAUACAAUAUUCUCCCGUGCAAGUGGUCGGUUAAUCAUUAAAACACUCACAAUAGUAGUCCCGAAGAGAGACUACGACUUGGUGGAGAAGCGCCGAUGAGAGGCCGGAUGCCAAAAGAACAGAAGUUUGCACACCACUGAAAGGCGGCAACUAUGGAUAUCACAUUAAAAACGACCCCAUUUGGACGUAUGAUUUGUGGGAAAAAGCUAGGAAACGGGGCCGUACCAUUUCCCGCGUCCUAGGAUUGUUUAGGAGAGUCGAUAUAUCAGUCUCCGGGUUGGUUGGCUUGCCCUGCCUACUAGUUGUGUGGGCAGAGGAAACAUACUAGUGCUGGAUUCACGUGAAAGUUUAGACUUG